Molecule: messenger RNA, 1272 nt
Organism: Mollisia scopiformis
Lineage: Eukaryota; Fungi; Ascomycota; Leotiomycetes; Helotiales; Mollisiaceae
Exons: 1
Coding region: 136-990 (284 amino acids)
Source: RefSeq, a predicted model, not a curated record
CUCUCGUGUACCGCCAUUAUUGAUUCAGCCGAUCAUUUUUUGCAUAUGUUAAGCCUUUGGUCACCUCCCCUCUCUGCAUAUUUUCUCUUCUCUCUUUUUUCUUCUUGCUUCUCCUUCUCAAGUGCAGAAACCAAGAUGUCGUCUUCAACCCCGCCGCCCCCGAAAUCUAGUGCUAAAUCACCGACAUUUACUCCCAGCACUCUCACAGACGCAUAUAAAACAGGUUACACAGCAGCGUCCGCCAUUUCAUCUUCGACAUCUCAAGCCCCAACAAUGACACUCCCAAAAUCGCUAAAUGACACCAUCUCCAGCACAUCAGGUUACUUCUCCGAAAAGCAUCCUGAAGAGCACACAGCCGAAAUCUACGACUCACCUCCCGAAGGCAUGUCCCACGACCCCGUCGUCCUUUUCCACACAGCCCUCGGUAUUCCUCCCCCGAAACCCGCAAAGCCAGUCAAAGCCACGAAAAAGAAUCCACAUCCUCCAGCGCCGCCCCCGAAACCAAAACUCACGCCAGCAAAUAAGGGCGUCUAUCACCAAGUCCUGCAGAUGGAGCGUGUGUCACGCUGGAAAUACCGCUCCUGCGACGCCAUUGUCACUAUCGCCAUGUUCCUCCAAAUCAUCGUCGGUGCCUCCGUCACUGCCUUCGGUGCUGGAUCCGCGAGCCAUAUCUUGAUUACAGCGUUCGGGGCGGCGAAUACGGCGUUGGCUUCGUUGUUAGCAGUGUUGAAGAGCCAGGGACUGCCGAAUCGGAUUAGGCAGGAUUGGAAUUGUUGGCGAGAGCUGAGAGAAUAUAUUGAGGAGAAGGAGAGAGAGAUUGAGAUGGUUUAUGCGGGAAGGAUUGGAGAUGGGAGUCAGGUGGAGUUGAAGGAUGUUUGGGACAUUGUGAAGGGGAUUGAGAGGAGGUAUAAUACGGUUAGGCUGACGUGUGAGGCGAAUCGGCCGGAUACUUAUAUCAAGGUCCCGCCGGCAACGGAACUGCCUAAGUAGAAGGUGGGGAGGGAGAAGACAGGAGUCUAUGCCCAGUGGUUUGUUGAAUUGCGUUCGAGCGUUCGGUGAAUGCAUGGUGUUUGGGGAAAUAAUUUGCAUCUAUUCAAGCCUCUUCGGGCUUACAUGGUUGGACUAUCUCAGUUAUGCAGCAUUUUUGAUCUGACAGACUGCGAAGUCAUCUUAUAUAAUCUGUUCAUAGUAUGUAUCUUCCUGCUUAAUCAUUUUAAUCCUAUAUUUUUGAUUUUUCUGCUUGUUUGCCAAUACUUAUCCUUGCUCUGAUCU